AUGUCGGAUACCUACGCCGCCGAAACCAAGAGCAUCAGCAAGGCCGAGGACGGAGGCUAUGAAGCAGAGAACAGGGACUCGACGGACGCCUUCACCGCUCUCGUCCACAGGGAGGAGGACCACGAUAUCAAGUACAGAACACUAAGCUGGCAGAAGGCUGCGAUCCUUCUCUUUGGCGAAUAUGUCUGUCUUGCCAUCCUUGCGCUGGCGUGGAGUUGGAGUGUGCUCGGCUGGGUCUGUGGCUUCUUCAUCACUUUUGGUCUCGGUAUCAUCACAUGGUACACAAGUUAUGUCUUGUGGCAAUUCUGCAUGAGACAUCCCGAAGCUCGCGAUAUCUGUGACAUUGCUGCGAUUCUUUUCCCCGCCAUCCCCAAAAUCGCUUUCGAGGUUGCCGCCGUCAUGCUUUUGCUCAACAACAUCUUUCUUGUCGGAUUCCACGCCUUCACUGGUGCCAAGAUCCUCAACACUCUGAGUAACGAUGGUGCUUGUACCGUCGUCUUCCAGGCCGUGACUUCCAUCAUCGGUAUCAUCGUCUCCCUCCCCCGAACCCUCAACCAUGUGUCCACCCUAUCCAUCAUCUCUGCUGCCGCUAUGGCCAUCGCCAUCCUCCUCUCUCUUAUCUAUGCUGGUGUCGAGGAUGCGCCUUACUAUGGCUACGGUGGCAACUACCCCGAGUUGGGCGAAGUCACGACCUCUAUCGGUCUUCCCGAUGGUGGACCCGGUUUCGUCGCCGGUUUGAACGCUGUGCUCAACAUCACUUUCCUCUGGAUUGGGCAGCUCCUCUACCCCUCCUUCAUCGCCGAGAUGAAGCGUCCCCAAGACUUCCCCAAGGCCCUCGCCGCAUUGACCAUCAUGGAGCUCAUCCUCUUCACCAUCACCGCCGCCGUCGGCUACCACUUCCUCGGCCAAUACGCCACCGCCCCCGUCAUCGGCUCCCUCGCCAACUCCGACCACAGAAAGUCUGCAUUCGCCUUUGUCCUCGUGCCCACCGUCAUCAUCGGCGGUAUCUACGCGCACGUCGCUGCCAAAUUCGUGUUCAACCGUAUCCUCGGCAAGUCCCGACACUCUUACUCGCACUCUUUCGUCGGUUGGGGUACCUGGGUCGCCAUCAUCGUGCUCAUCUGGGGUAUCGGCUUCAUCCUCGGGAACGUCAUCCCCAGUAUGGGCGAUUUCCUCAGUAUCAUGUCUGCGGCCUUUGACUCGUUCUUCGGGUUCAUCUUUUGGGCUGUGGCGUAUUGGCACAUGAACAAAACGAGGUUGUGGGCAAACUGGAAGAUGACGACGAUGACGAUAAUCAACAUCUUCAUCCUCAUUCUUGGUUUGUUCAUGCUUGGUCCUGGGUUGUACACCAGUGUCGAUGCUAUCAUUGCCGACUACGCUACAAGUGUCAGGGGACCGUUCACUUGUGCUUCCAACGCGUUGUAA
Cryptococcus wingfieldii CBS 7118 is the source of this 1425-nucleotide messenger RNA. RefSeq lists its product as hypothetical. Gene Ontology annotation, biological process: amino acid transmembrane transport. The record is from RefSeq and is a predicted model, not a curated record. Lineage: Eukaryota; Fungi; Basidiomycota; Tremellomycetes; Tremellales; Cryptococcaceae. The transcript is spliced from 8 exons. Gene Ontology annotation, cellular component: vacuolar membrane. The coding region runs from base 1 to 1425 and encodes 474 amino acids. Gene Ontology annotation, molecular function: amino acid transmembrane transporter activity.